Seriola dumerili (greater amberjack) is the source of this 1862-nucleotide messenger RNA. Its product is annotated as solute carrier family 17 member 9-like. The record is from RefSeq and is a predicted model, not a curated record. The coding region runs from base 1 to 1377 and encodes 458 amino acids. Gene Ontology annotation, biological process: transmembrane transport. The transcript is spliced from 13 exons. Gene Ontology annotation, molecular function: transmembrane transporter activity. Lineage: Eukaryota; Metazoa; Chordata; Actinopteri; Carangiformes; Carangidae. Gene Ontology annotation, cellular component: membrane.
AUGGCUGACGAGCACACAUCAGGAGACGGAAGGAAUGGCUUCAAUGGUUCUCUGUUGGAUCUUGAGAUUUACACAACCAAUGAAUCUACCAAAGAAGAGCCAGAAAACCAAACCCUGUGGCCCAGAACUCUGGCUCGAAAAUGGAUCCUGAUGCUGUUCAUGGGCACCUGCCUCCUCUACUGUGCCAGGAUGGCCAUGCCGAUCUGUGCCGUCUCAAUGGCAGCCACUUUUCACUGGAGUAAGAUCGAUUCUGGGCUGGUUCUGGGUGGAUUCUUCUGGGGUUACUGUUUCACGCAGAUCCUGGGAGGACAUGCCAGUGACAAAGUGGGAGGAGAGCGUGUCCUGUUCAUCUCUGCAGCAUCGUGGGCCCUGAUCACAGCCGGUACUCCUCUUCUGGCCCAGCUCAGCUCUCACACCCUCGCUCUCAUGACUAUGGCCAGAUUCCUUAUGGGACUAUUGCAGGGUGUAUUUUUUCCAUCUUUGGCUAGCCUUUGCUCGCAGCGUGUAGUGGAAGGGGAGCGAGGCUUUUUAAUGAGCACCAUGCACAGCGGUAGUCAUCUCGGGACACUGCUAGCAGGUGGGAUGGGAUCUGUGAUGCUGGACAGUUACGGAUGGGAAAGUGUGUUCUAUGGCAUUGGUUUCCUCUCUGCACUGUGGGCACUCGUUGUUUGGAAGUAUUUAUUAAAAGGUGAAGUUACGUCUAAGCAGAUGGAAAGAAGUAAUGACACAAUGCGGAAUUUGUCCCGCUGGCUGAGUCUCUUUAAGAAGUCGCCUGUCUGGGCCAUGGUCUUUGCUCACAUGUGCAUGUGCAGUACGUCCUACACCCUGCUGUCAUGGUUGCCAACAUACUUCAAAGAAUCAUUUCCACAUGCCACGGGAUGGGUGUAUAAUGUAAUUCCAUGGCUAGCUGCGAUUCCAUCAGCGCUAGUUGGAGGAUAUGUUUCGGAUUUUCUCAUCAACCAUGGAUAUAGUAUAGCAUCUGUGAGAAAGAUAAUGCAGUUCAUUGCCAUGGGAGUGUCCAGUAUAUUUAUUAUGCUCCUAUCUGGAGGAGCAUUUACCUCAUUUACCUCUGCAGUGGUUUAUGUCUCUGCCGCUGUGGGUGUUUCCACCUUCACCAGCAGUGGUGUGUCUGUGAAUGUGCAGGAUCUCACUCCAUCAUGUGCUGGUGCCCUCUAUGGUUUUAUGAAUAUGUUGGGUGCCCUUAUGGGAGUGGUGUUGGUGUCCUUGUCAGGCUACCUGAUUGAGGUCACCCUGUCAUGGGCCACUGUGUUCUCCCUCAUCAGUUUAGUAAAUGCCACGGGUCUUGUGAUCUUCCUCAUAUUUGGAGAUGCUCAACGUGUCGACCUGGAAAAUUAUAGCCAGGUUAUUGUGAUUUGACCCAGACCUUUUGAUGCAAAUACCAGUGUGUAAGUGAUUUGUGAGAUUGGACAGUACAUUUAAAUCUCCACCAAUGGAGUCAGUCGCAAAUUUGUCGUGUCAUGUUUUGCUGAAACUGGCUGUGCAUUUUGCAAGACAAUAUACCGGUAAACACAGUACAGUGAAGUGUUUCUCAGGAAUCACUGAAGUGCCAUAUGCUAUUAAGUGUUUUCUUUGUCAUUGUUUUGACAAGGGAAUCCGAUUUUGCUGCUGCAGAAAACAACAUGGAAACAGACUUCCUCUAUUUGGAAAUGAAGGAACUUGAAUAUUGCGGGCAUGUUAUUGUUCUUUUGUGUUUUAUGUAAGUCACUCUGUAUAACACUGUCAGCUAAAUGGAAACUUAAUUCUACAAAUGUUUAUAACAGUUUGAAUAUUUAAUGUACAGAGUUUGAUUUGAAUGUGCACAAUAAUAAUUACUUAAUUUAAAGUUUACUGUUACUUCUAAA